Messenger RNA from Prunus mume (Japanese apricot), 1073 nucleotides. The record is from RefSeq and is a predicted model, not a curated record. Lineage: Eukaryota; Viridiplantae; Streptophyta; Magnoliopsida; Rosales; Rosaceae.
ACUGAGUUAAUCGUACGCUGGAUAUUCACUAGCAACACACUGAGUCCUUCCCCUUCUCCCUUUAUUUCUUCACACAAAACUCAAAUCCCAAUUUGAAGCUUACCAUGAAUUGGUUCAAAACUAGUACCAGAAAUGAUGAGAGUUGGCUUCUUCUCUACACUCUCUCAGCCAUUUUCGCAAGCACCUGGUGUGCAUGGCUGUGCAUGAAAAAGUCCCGUAACAAAAUCCCACCUUUGCCCCCAGGCCCAUUGGGCAUGCCCUUACUCGGUAACCUUCUCUCUCUCGACCCAGAACUCCACUCCUACUUCGCCCGCCUGGCCCACACCUAUGGCCCAAUCUUCAAGCUCCGCCUCGGCGCCAUGACCUGCGUCGUCAUCAACUCCCCUUCCUCCGCCCGCGAGGUCCUCAAAGACCGUGACGUUACCUUCGCCAACCGUGACGUCCCCGUAGCUGCCCGGAUCGCCUUCUACGGAGGGGCCGACGUCGUGUGGACCCCGCACGGGCCGGAGUGGCGGAUGCUGAGAAAGGUCUCCAUCCUGAAGAUGCUCGGCGGCGCCGCGCUGGACUCGUUCCAAUCGAUCCGCCAAAACCAGGUCCGAAAGACGGUCAGGUACUUGUACGGUCGGGCCGGGUCGCCCGUAAACGUGGGCGAGCAGAUCUUCCUGACGUCGCUUAACGUCAUCUCUAACAUGAUAUGUGGCGGCUGCAUCGCGGCGGAGGACGGGGAGGAGAGGGCCGGGCUCGGGGCGGAGUUUCGGAAAGUGGUGUCGGAGAUAACAGGGCUCAUAGGUCGGCCAAAUGUUUCGGAUUUUUUUCCGGGUUUGGGUCAGUUCGAUUUGCAGGGUAUAAAGAAGCAGAUGGAGGGGCUGGUCCGGAGGUUUGAUGGGAUAUUUGAGCAGAUGAUUGAUCGACGGCUGAAGAUGGAGGAGGAAGGCGCGAAAGAGAGUCAAGGUUUUUUGACUUUUUUGUUGAAAUUGAAAGAGGAGGGAGGAGAUUCCAAGACGCCUCUAACCAUGACUCACCUCAAAGCUCUGCUCAUGGUAUGUGAACUACUAGAUAUUGAAUUCAUAUGA